This is a messenger RNA of Grammomys surdaster, 364 nucleotides long. RefSeq names its product gliadoralin-A-like. Lineage: Eukaryota; Metazoa; Chordata; Mammalia; Rodentia; Muridae. The record is from RefSeq and is a predicted model, not a curated record. The transcript is spliced from 2 exons. The coding region runs from base 14 to 334 and encodes 106 amino acids.
AGCUUCCUUCAAGAUGCUGGUGGUCCUAAUAACGCUGGUUGUGCUGGCCCUGAGCACAGCUCAGAAUUCAAAUCGAGGAUUUGUGGUUUCCAGCCAGAGAGAGAGACUACCCUCUUCCCAGCAAGACCCUGUUCCUAGGCAGAACCAGGACUACCAAUCGCAGCAGGAGCAAUGGGACCAACAAAGUCUUCAGCAGUCACAGCAGGAGAGGCAAAAUCUGAAGGAGAGAAAUCAGGAAGCACAGAGGCCACCAGCACAGAGGCCACAGCAGCUACCACGAGAGCAGCAACGACAGCAGAGACAACGGGGAAACUGGCAACAACGAAGAACCUAGGGAUCUUCUCAAGGCCAGUUUGACUGGUAA